This is a messenger RNA of Periophthalmus magnuspinnatus, 1161 nucleotides long. Its product is annotated as chemokine-like protein TAFA-1. The record is from RefSeq and is a predicted model, not a curated record. The coding region runs from base 632 to 1039 and encodes 135 amino acids. The transcript has 5 exons. Gene Ontology annotation, molecular function: receptor ligand activity. Gene Ontology annotation, biological process: neuroblast differentiation; regulation of neuroblast proliferation. NCBI's taxonomy places the organism in Eukaryota, Metazoa, Chordata, Actinopteri, Gobiiformes, Gobiidae.
AGAGGCAGGAGUGGGCAGUCCCGCUCCAAGACAUGUGAUCGCUCCCUCUCCUUACAGCUGGGCUACAUUGUAAUACACGCACGCUGCCAGUUGCGCACACUGGCUCUACCUUUUUUUUCCACAUUCACAGAGUCUGUACUUGGUGCGCCCGGGCGGCACAGACAGGGAGCUCACACUAUCAGAGGCGGCAGUAGCGCUUUCUCAAUGGGGAGACACGGCCAAGAGAACACAGAGCGACCCUUCCACUGGAGCCUUCCGCUGCGCGCCUUCACCGGCAAGUGAAAAGACGCGGCUAAAUCAGCGCCCUGUCAUUUCAGCAGACUUCUUCUACAGCGGAGUGAUUUAAAGAAAGAAACUGACUGCACUGAGAAGACAUAGACCUGUUUCUUUUCCUCCAGCGCCGACUUAACCAGCGUCCCAGCGGUCUCCAAAUCUCCUGACAUCUCCAAAGAAAGGAAUAACUGAAAAGUACAGCAUUGCAGACCGCUUUUUUUUAGCCUGGAUAAUUUGGCAGUGAACCCUUAUUUCGGGAAAAAAUGGAUGGAUUUAGCGGAGAAGAUUGAUACUGCUGGAGAGGCAGGCAGUGACUGUGACAGCUCAUUUUCCUCCUAAGCAUCAGUUGUCCCGUGCCAUGUCGUGGUUGUUGGCCGCAUGGUUUUGCCUGGGCUGGGUGCUCCUGUGCCAAGCCACCCUCUACCAGACCAUCCAGCAGCACCACGUGGCCCGGCCUGGCCACACCGAGAUCCUAACGCUGGAGGGAGGCACGUGCGAGGUGAUCGCUGCUCACCGCUGCUGUAACAAGAACCGCAUUGAGGAGCGCUCGCAGACAGUCAAAUGCUCCUGUUUACCUGGGAAAGUGGCCGGGACAACACGCAACAAACCCUCCUGUGUGGAUGCGUCCAUCGUAAUUGGAAAAUGGUGGUGUGAGAUGGAGCCGUGUCUGGAGGGAGAGGAGUGCAAGACUCUGCCUGACAACUCGGGAUGGAUGUGCUCCUCUGGGAAUAAAAUCAAGACCACGAGGAUUAAUCCCAGGACCUAACAGAGAGCGCCUGUCACCCCAUCCCACCACAACCACCUAUCCUUCGCCUAUCCUCAGACUACCACACCCAUGGCUACAGUGAACUGGAUUACCUGGGAUUGCAGAGAGGACAUCCAUCCUGU